Messenger RNA from Bactrocera neohumeralis, 383 nucleotides. RefSeq names its product protein chibby homolog 1 (gene Cby). The record is from RefSeq and is a predicted model, not a curated record. NCBI's taxonomy places the organism in Eukaryota, Metazoa, Arthropoda, Insecta, Diptera, Tephritidae. The transcript has a single exon. Bases 4 to 330 code for a protein of 108 amino acids.
ACAAUGCCGCUCUUUACGAAGAAAUAUGAAUCAAAGCCAAUACCGCCACGCUCGGCACGUUGUAAUACCGGUUGUCCUGCUAUUAGUGAGGAUUUAGAUGAAUUCAAAAGUAUUUCACUUAAUUUGGGUAGCAAAGAGUUGCGUUUUGCUGACGGAAUAUGGAUACAUUCUACUCGCAAAACAGAUACCGAUGACGUAACACGUUUGAAUCGACGCAUAAAAACGCUUGAAGAGGAGAAUAAUAUGUGCAAUUUAAAAAUGGAAAUUUUUUUAGACCUAUUAGCUGAACAAACUACGGAGCUGAACAUUUUUAAAUCUAAAAAUAUAUAAAGAAACAAUAUAGACAUAAAAUGUAAUAAAUAUCCUAAGAUUCAACAAAUGUA